This is a messenger RNA of Olea europaea var. sylvestris, 2462 nucleotides long. RefSeq names its product probable E3 ubiquitin-protein ligase XBOS32. The coding region runs from base 713 to 2245 and encodes 510 amino acids. NCBI's taxonomy places the organism in Eukaryota, Viridiplantae, Streptophyta, Magnoliopsida, Lamiales, Oleaceae. The transcript is spliced from 10 exons. The record is from RefSeq and is a predicted model, not a curated record. Gene Ontology annotation, molecular function: protein binding. Gene Ontology annotation, cellular component: cytoplasm; nucleus.
AAGAAAUAUUUUCUCGAACGAUAUUUAUGAAACAUGUAAAUCUUGGAAUUGGUUGUCAUUCUUGUUCUGAAAUUUUCCCGUAAAAUAUGGAAUCUGGAUAUUUUUUAUAUUCAGACAAAGUUUCAGGGGGGAUUUUAAAACUAUCUAGAGUUUUCGGGAAAUUUUUUGACGUGGGCACUGCAAUAUCUUGAUUUUGAGGGAAUUAGGUUACAAAGAUUUUGGUUAAACAUUGUUCCUUUUUUUCCUUGAUUUCCAGUUCCGUUUUUGGUUGAUUCUUCGUGGUAGACAAGGUCAAUUUACUUUGUAUAGAAAACUGUCAUUAUCAAUCAAGAUUGAAUAAUUUAUUCUUGAAAGAUCAAAUUAGGAUUGCAAAUGGGAUUCGGGUGUUGAAAUUAUCCUCCUCUUGCCCUUUGGAGAGUUUUAAAGAUUGGAGUUUCAAUCAGAGUUCAGUGAGAUUCCGACAGUUACACCAAAUUGUUUUUGGAUGUAUUAAAGGGUAAAAAUUGGUUCCGAGUUUGUUAGAGAUUUGGUAAGAAACAAGGAAAUUGUGUGCACGGAGAAGUUGAUAAAUUGGUGAGAUUCCUCAGAUUGUACUAGGAUCAAGGAACCAAAAACAUAACAGAUGCAGAAAGGCGACUUUAUAGGAUUCCUUUAGUUUUUGCUGCAGAAAAGGUCCUCAUCCUCAAUCUCGUAUUAGAGGAAUUGUAAAUAUAUGGUGAGUAUGAGAUUGUUAAGUCUUGUGGGUAAUUCUUUUGGGUGUUCUGCAUCUGGGGAGCGUCUGAUUUCUGCAGCAAGAGAUGGGGAUCUUCAAGAAGCCAAGGCUUUAUUGGAGUAUAAUCCUCGCCUCGUGAGGUAUUCAACAUUUGGUGUUCGUAAUUCUCCCCUGCAUUACUCAGCUGCGCAAGGUCACCACGAGAUCGUUUCCCUCUUAGUUGAAUCAGGAGUUGAUAUUAAUCUCAAGAACUAUCGUGGGCAGACUGCUCUGAUGCAAGCUUGUCAAUACGGUCACUGGGAGGUUGUUCAAACUCUGAUUCUUUUCAAAGCCAAUAUCCACAGAGCUGAUUAUCUUAAUGGAGGAACAGCACUUCACUUAGCUGCUCUAAAUGGCCAUUCCCGAUGUAUCCGGCUUCUCCUUUCUGAUUAUAUUCCUAGCAUUCCUAAUUUUUGCAGCAUCUUAAGGAAAAUAUCAAAAAAUGAUGAAUCCGUUUCAGAAAUUGAUGAUAGUGCACUCUACGAGGUCAUCAACAGACCUGCUGAUGGUGGCGUCACUGCCCUUCAUAUGGCUGCACUUAAUGGUCACAUUGAAACUGUUCAACUCCUCUUGGAUUUAGGGGCUCCCAUAUCUGAGGCCACGGUGGAAGAUGGAACUACAAUUGAUUUAAUUGGUCCUGGAAGCACGCCCCUCCAUUAUGCUGCUUGUGGUGGUAGUUCACAGUGUUGUCAGCUUUUGAUAGCAAGGGGUGCCAGUCUGACUGCAGAAAAUGCUAAUGGUUGGACUCCCUUGAUGGUUGCCCGUUCAUGGCAUAGAGAUUCACUCGAGGAAAUUCUUAGCAGGCGUCCAGAAAGUCAACCACAACUUAGUUCUUCACCAUAUCUAUGUCUUCCUCUUAAAAGCAUUGUUGAUAUCUCUAGAGAAUGUGGAUGGAGAGGCAACGAUGCGCUGUCCACAUGCAUAGAUCCUUGUGUUGUUUGCUUGGAAAGGAAAUGCACAGUUGCUGCAGAAGGCUGUCUUCAUGAGUUCUGCGCACAUUGUGCUUUGUAUCUAUGUUCCACAAAUAGCUUCACUACCAUAUCUCACGGUCCCCCGGGCUCGAUUGCCUGUCCACUCUGCCGGCAUGGCAUAAUUUCUUUCGUUAAGCUUCCGGACACGAGGUCAAUAUGCAAGGAUAUUUCAAGAACAAGUUUGUCCUUGAAUUUUUGCACUUGGUCGACUGAGGUUCCUGAACCCACCUUACUGGAAACCCCAUUAUGCAAGCCGGAUUUCUUGUGUGCUCGGACCUCCCCACUCGGUUCUUCUUUCCGCUCACUUAGCUGCCAAAGUUUUCCAUCUGUGAAACUCCGCCCAAGCCUUUGUAUGGGAGCUUCGGACACUACUUGUUUGGUUCCAAGAUCGAUCAACCGUAACUUGAGGAAUCAACUGGUUAGAUGUUCAAGAUCCAGCUUUAGGCGUUCCACUUCUCAGAAUGAAGGGAGAAGGGGGUUAUGCACUUUUAGCCAAUCUAUGGAAACUGGAAGCACCUGUUGAAGAUUAAUGUGAUUCAGGUGCACAUAUAAUCUACUUCUGCACGGUAACUUCUUAAAUUUGAUUUUUGUAAAAAUGGUAUAUUAUUGUCGUUGUUUUUGUUCAGAAGAUGCUGAUAGCAUCUUUGGGGAAAUUUUUUGUGUAAAUAUGUGGAAGCUGAUAGGAUUUCUCUAAAAUCUCACUAGUUUAUGCACUUGAAAGCAUGAUUUCUCUCUCUUUA